AUGUUUCUUAUGAAGCCUUAAACACCUACAUUUGGAGAUAAAAAUAAUUCAAGAAAACCUCAGAUUUAAAUAAAUGAAAUUAAUAGUAAUUCUCGCUUUUAUAGUAUACCUACUCGCUAAACAAAUGCUUAAAGCAGAAGUUCAUCUUAAAGAAAAAAAAAAGAUUAGAUGGUAAUAAAUUAUUUGAAUUAUAGAUAAAAAAAUGGAAAGACCUUUAUGAUGAAUAAACCAAUUUUUAUAUGAGAUUGUUAAAAGUCAAUAAUAUUGAAUUUAUUGAGUUACCUAAGUUUUAACUAUAAAAAUGA
Paramecium pentaurelia is the source of this 305-nucleotide messenger RNA. The record is from the annotation of a GenBank genome assembly. NCBI's taxonomy places the organism in Eukaryota, Ciliophora, Oligohymenophorea, Peniculida, Parameciidae.